CUUACUUUUCCAUAUUGAAGCUUGCAGCAAUAAUAAACUCUUGUAGAUUAGUGAAACUUUCUUUCUAUGUAGAAUUGAAAAUUAAUUUUUAUUAUCAAAGCAGAAUCAUCACCAUCAUGAAAAAGUCAACAAAACACCAAACUUCAUUUUGUCAAAGUUGACGUUUGUUUGACUGAAGAUUUUACAAUUUUUCAUGUUGGCAUCACUGUUUUAUGACAACAAAACAAAAACAAGUUGAAAAUUUCAAAUUUUCUACUUUAUUAUUUAUAUUUAUUGAUCUUUUUAAUAAAUUUCUUCCUCCCAAAAGUUAAUAAUUCCCAAUUGAAAUGAACGAUUCGGAAACAAGAUCUACACGACUGCAAAAAAGACGCCGCAGUAGCGUGGGCACUCGCGAAACGCCAGUGAAAAGUCAAAAAACCAGCCCCAAAGCCUUGAUCGUCGAUAAUGGGGCCUACAGCAUUAAAAUUGGCUACGCCGAAGACUCAGAACCAAAAGUUAUACCCAACUGCAUUAUGAAAGCCAAAUCUGAAAGGAAACGGUUAUUUGUGGGGCAACAAAUCGAGGAGUGUCGAGACUGUUCAGGUCUGUACUAUUUACUGCCUUGUGAAAGAGGCUACAUUACGCGUUGGGAGGUCCAGAAACCGGUAUGGGACCACGUAUUCAGUAAAAAUGUUUUUCCAAUCGAAGACAAUCCAGUUAUCUUGACGCAGCCUUUAUUCAAUUUCAAAUCGAUCCAGGAUUGUAUAGAUGAGAUUUUCUUUGAAGAAUACGAAGUUUCUAGUUUAUUCAGAUGCUCGCCCUCUGAUUUAACUUAUUUAAAUUAUGCUAAACAUAAGCAAACAAAAAAUGAUGCUUGUUUAGUUGUGGAUACGGGAUUUAGUUUCACGCAUGUAGUUCCUUAUGUGCUUGGUAAUAAGUUUUUAAGAGGAAUUAGAAGAAUUAAUGUUGGAGGGAAAUUGUUAACUAAUCAUUUGAAAGAUAUAAUUUCUUAUAGACAAUAUAAUGUUAUGGAAGAAACUUAUGUGAUUAAUCAAGUAAAAGAAGAUACCUGUUAUGUAAGCAAAGACAUUAAAAAGGACCUUGUUAAAGCUGCUGAACCAUACAAACUAAAUUCAAUAGUGAGAAACUAUGUAUUGCCUGAUUUCAAUCUUAUUCGAAGAGGUUUUAUUCAAGAGAAUGUCAAAACUGAGCUAAACGACGAAGACAAUAAUUAUCAAAUUUUACGUUUAAAUAACGAGAGAUUUAUUGUCCCAGAAAUAUUAUUUCAUCCAUCCGAUAUUGGUAUUAAAAGUAUGGGAAUUGCUGAAGCUAUUGUCGAUUCAAUUUGUUCUUGUCCUCAAGACCAAAGGCAAUUGCUGGCUAGAAAUAUAAUACUUAAUGGAGGAAAUUGCAAGUUUCCUGGAUUCAAAGAAAGACUGUAUGCUGAUUUAAGAUCAUUACUUCCAGUUGAUUGGCCAGUGAAGUUGUAUCUACCAGAAGAUCCCAUAACAUAUCCUUGGAAAGGAGGAGGUACUUUAUUGAAAACUACUGAUUUUCGUAGUAAUUUAGUUACUAAACAAGACUACGAAGAAUUAGGUUCAGGAAUAAUUCAAGAAAAAUUUAAUAAUUUUAUGUCUAACUCAAGUGAAGUAGAGGUAAGCAAGAACUUGCCCUACCUAUUAAUGAAGAUGAUAAUAAAAUGGAAGUAGAAGAAGAAAAUGAUGAAAUGGAUGAAAGCUCUAACAACUUAAGUAUGGCGGCUGAAGAUGUAGAUAGUGAAAAAGGAGUGAACAAGAGGGGAAGAAGAACCAAGGUGAUAGAGGAAGAAAAUGUACAAACCCAAAACACUGUUGAAAAUGAGUACAAUAUAUUUGAUGACUCAGAAAUUUUUCCUUUUGAUGUUUCAAGUUAUUUAUGAGUCUUUUUUUUGAAUUGUUAAUUAGGAUUUAAAUAAAGUGAUUUAUUUGUAAUCAGUUUGAAAAUA
This is a messenger RNA of Ceutorhynchus assimilis (cabbage seed weevil), 1963 nucleotides long. NCBI's taxonomy places the organism in Eukaryota, Metazoa, Arthropoda, Insecta, Coleoptera, Curculionidae. The record is from the annotation of a GenBank genome assembly.